Messenger RNA from Boleophthalmus pectinirostris (great blue-spotted mudskipper), 1258 nucleotides. Its product is annotated as E3 SUMO-protein ligase ZBED1-like. Bases 119 to 985 code for a protein of 288 amino acids. The record is from RefSeq and is a predicted model, not a curated record. The transcript has 2 exons. Lineage: Eukaryota; Metazoa; Chordata; Actinopteri; Gobiiformes; Gobiidae.
UUAAUGCAGUUGGUGAGGCAGGGCUAGGUCCGCACAUAGCAUGCUUUACCCAUACUCUCAACCUGGUCGCUAAGAAAGCACUGGAAGUCAAAAGCAGGUAUCGAAUGUACUUGCAAAAAUGACAUCGACUGUGUCACAUUUCCACCGUAGCACAACUGCUGCCUACAUUUUAGAAAGCAAACAGGACAUGCUUGAUUUGCCAAACCACAGUCUCAUCAUUGAUGUUGCCACACGCUGGAACUCAAGCUAUGAAAUGGUUGAGAGAUACCUAGAGCAACAAGCCGCUAUUUACUCUGCUUUGGCAGAGAGGAAUGUCAGGACCAAGGACAUCACAAAUCUUUCAGAUCAGGAACUGUCCUGUGCAGAGAACAUAGUUGAAGUCAUGAAGCCUUUGAAGACCAUCACUGCAGUAAUUAGCACAGAAACAUCUCCAUCUAUUUCAAUGAUCCUGCCCCUGCAAACUACAAUCCUGAAAUCCACAGAAAAAAAUACAGCUGAUGCCCCAAUUGCAAGAGAUAUGAAAAAUGCCAUCAGAGAAAACUUUCAAGGCCGAUAUGAUGACCCAGACCUCCGGGAUUUCUUAAAUAAAUGUACAGCAUUGGACCCCAGAUUCAAAACACUUAAUCACUUGGAUCCAGCUUGUCAUCAGAAAGUCCAUGAAGAUCUCAUCAGAGAAGUUCUGGACAGAGCAGAACAGAAUGAUACCCUCCUGUCUGCAGAGGAGGACAGUCCAUCAACUUCACAGGCCACUCCUUUGUUAGUGAUGGGAGAACAGUCAGAGGUAUCCUCCUCCCCACCUCCUUCAAAGAGGUCGGCAAUGGCAGAAAUUUUUGGCUCACUCUUCAGAACUGAUCAGAGGAACCAGCCUAAUUUGAAGCAGAAGCUGAAGAAGAAGUCUGUGCAUACAUGGCAAAGGAAUGCACCUCGAUUGACUCUGAGCCGCUUUCCUGGUGGAAAUGUCACGAAUCUCUGUAUCCUAAUCUAGCUAUACUGGCAAAAAGUUACCUGGCCAUACCUGCUACUUCAGUGCCCAGCGAAAGGGUUUUUUCCACAGCAGGUGACAUAGUUACUGCCACUAGGUCUGCACUUAGCUCUGACAGUGUGGACAAACUAGUUUUUUUGAAGAAAAAUUUAAAACUUGAAUAAAGGUGUAAUAUGUUAAGAGGUAUAUAGUUUAUUAUUGCAAAAUGCAAAUGUUAAAACAUUAUCCUCCAAUGUUGUGUUGUGAUCUGUUGUAUAUAUCAUGUUCACUGAACUA